Hevea brasiliensis (rubber tree) is the source of this 2632-nucleotide messenger RNA. RefSeq names its product serine carboxypeptidase-like 27. Gene Ontology annotation, biological process: proteolysis. The record is from RefSeq and is a predicted model, not a curated record. NCBI's taxonomy places the organism in Eukaryota, Viridiplantae, Streptophyta, Magnoliopsida, Malpighiales, Euphorbiaceae. The transcript has 9 exons. The coding region runs from base 931 to 2301 and encodes 456 amino acids. Gene Ontology annotation, molecular function: serine-type carboxypeptidase activity. Gene Ontology annotation, cellular component: vacuole.
CUGUUUUUUUUUAUCAUUCUUUGAAGCUUCUUUAAUCAUUAUUUGAAUGAUAAUAUACGUUAACUCAUUCUUUAACUGGUUGUUCAAGAUUCAAUUAGAAAGUUAUUACCCUUUUUUUUUUUGUUUAUUCUAAUAUUCGUUUGUGCUAAGGAUUGAAUAUUUUGAGCAGACCCAUGUGCCACUCUAACCUGUUCGGUGAAUUGCUUGAUAGAAAAAAAAAAGAAAAAAGAAAAACGGAUUCUAGCGUAGAGAAUGAUAUCACAACCAUUAAAAGACAGUUAACACAUUGCAUGAUGCAAGCUGCAAUUCAUACCUGAUGCUCAACUAAUCACAUUCACUGGGAGUGUGAAUAAAUUGCCAAGCCUUCCCUAUAUAUGCACGUAUUUUCUCUCUCGUUUUAAGAUCUCUUUAUAUGUGCAUUGUAAACAGGAACCCAGAGAUAUUUUGGGAUCUGGGUUUGAAUAGUUUCAUACUUUGUUUCGUAGUUUGUUGAUAAGUUCCUUGUAAAACCCGUAAACAUUCUGUGACUUGUGUUUGUGGGAUUUGUUUUAUGUUCCAUUUUGUCUUUUCAUCGAAUAACCCGUUGAUUCCUUCUCCAUCACUGUCAUUCUUUCUAAGGACUUUGUUGACCAAGUAGUAUUUUUGAGGAUUUCUGUUAUUUGGUAUUAUAUCUGUUUGUGUUAGUGGUAUACUUACAUCCACCAACUCUUCUUUGAGCUCAUAAUAAGUGGGUCUCAGUGAUUGUUUGCUAAUCAUACUUGCGUUGACUACCUCUCUCACAAAUCACAAUCUCUCUUUUUCUCUCUCCAGAUCAUGUGCUCUAGGGGUAGUAUAGUAUAGAUAGAUUUUUUGGAGAUAAAGAAACUCUUUGGACUGUUGUUUCUUUGUUUUGAUUGCUUGAUCUACCAAUUCAGCUUGCUUAUUUGAUUAAUGGAUCGUUCUCUAUUGUCUAUUCUUUCCCUGUUAUCUCUUUUUCUCUGUUCUUGUAUAUCCUUUCCUAGUGAAGAUCAAGAAAGAGACAAAAUCACAUAUUUACCUGGGCAACCAAAAAAUGUAGAAUUCAAUCAGUAUUCAGGUUAUGUGACUGUGAACCAACAAUCUGGAAGGGCAUUGUUUUACUGGUUGAUUGAGUCCCCAGCAAGUCGAGGAGCUGAGUCAAGGCCACUUGUUUUGUGGCUCAAUGGGGGCCCUGGUUGCUCUUCAGUUGCUUAUGGAGCAGCUGAGGAAAUUGGACCGUUUCGCAUUAAGCCUGAUGGCCAAACUCUUUACUUCAAUCCUUAUGCUUGGAAUAAGUUGGCAAAUUUACUAUUCCUUGAAUCUCCAGUUGGUGUUGGGUUUUCAUAUACAAAUACGACAUCAGAUUUGUACACCAUGGGCGACCAGACAACUGCCGCAGAUUCAUAUGCAUUUUUAGUCAAUUGGUUCGAAAGGUUUCCACAGUACAAACAUAGAGAAUUUUACAUUGUUGGAGAAAGCUAUGCAGGUCACUAUGUUCCUCAGUUGUCCCAAAUUGUUUAUGCUAAGAACAAGGGAAUUCAGAAUCCUGUAAUAAACUUCAAGGGAUUUAUGGUGGGAAAUGCAGUCACUGAUGAUUACCAUGAUUAUUUUGGCACCUUUGAGUAUUGGUGGACGCAUGGUUUAAUUUCUGAUUCUACCUAUAAGACUUUACGUGUUGCCUGCAAUUUUGAGUCCUCCAUGCACCCAUCAGCAGAAUGCAUCAAGGCUCUUUACCUUGCAGAGGUGGAGCAGGGGCACAUUGAUCCAUAUAGCAUUUUCACUCAGCCAUGCAACGAUAGUGCAUUGCUGAGGCACAACUUAAGGGGUCAUUAUCCAUGGAUGUCCAGAGCGUAUGAUCCUUGUACAGAGAGGUAUUCUAAUGUAUACUUCAAUCUUCCAGAAGUUCAGAAGGCACUCCAUGCAAAUGUAACUGGGAUCCCUUACCCAUGGAAGACAUGCAGUGAUAUUGUUGGAAACAACUGGGAAGAUUCACCGCUUUCUAUGCUUCCUAUAUACAAAGAACUCAUUGCUGCUGGUCUGAAGAUAUGGGUUUACAGUGGAGACACUGAUGCAGUUGUUCCUGUAACUGCAACCCGAUACUCCAUCGAUGCAUUAAAGCUACCAACUAUUACCAACUGGUAUCCUUGGUAUGAUAAUGGAAGGGUUGGCGGGUGGAGCCAAAUUUACAAAGGGUUAACUUUUGUAACAGUAACUGGAGCAGGGCAUGAGGUUCCACUCCAUCGCCCUCGCCAAGCAUUUAUUCUUUUCGGGUCAUUUUUGGAGAACAAGCCAAUGCCUAGCUAAACCAUUUAGUCCUGUUCACUUAAUGCCAGUGGAUGAACAAAUUAUAGAAUUAUUCAUAUACAGGGAUCUGUAAACGACAGAAUAAACAUCGCAUUCCUCUCGCGUGCCCCUCCAUUACUGCUCAAGUGCACCAUAUUCAUGUUCCGAAGUUGUAGAAUAUGCAUUUGAGAGUAAUCCAUUCUUUAUUAAAUUAUUUAAACUGUGCCUGUACCUAUAUUGGCUUGUCAUACUUCUUCUUCUAUAGGGUAUCAUGUAGUAUUGCUUUAUCUUGUUUUGAGUUCAUUAUGGUCAACAGUAGAAUAAAAUUGAUAGAAAGUGUUAUAUUUCUCAA